AUGAAGACUCGAUUCAAAGUAGUUGCUGUGGGGGAUGGCGGCUGUGGGAAGACUAGCUUGCUCUCGAGUUUUAGUAACAACGUCUUUCCUGAAAAUUACUUGCCAACCGUGUUCGAAACUUUUUUGAAAGUCUUUGAUUAUGAGAACGAGAGCUACGAAAUAAUGCUGUGGGACACUGCUGGACAGGAGGACUAUGACCGGUUGAGACCACUUUCCUACCAGGACACGAAUGUAAUCCUCUGUUGCUUCGAUAUCACAGACGCCGAUUCAUUCAGCAAUGUCACGGAAAAAUGGAUUCCUGAAGUUGAUCCCAAAACUAAUUUUGUAGGUGAGGGGUUUCUGUCCGAACAUAAAAGUGAUUCUUGUGGCCACGAAGAGUGA
Molecule: messenger RNA, 381 nt
Organism: Octopus sinensis (East Asian common octopus)
Lineage: Eukaryota; Metazoa; Mollusca; Cephalopoda; Octopoda; Octopodidae
Product: rho-related GTP-binding protein RhoB-like
Exons: 1
Coding region: 1-381 (126 amino acids)
Biological process (GO): small GTPase-mediated signal transduction
Molecular function (GO): GTP binding; GTPase activity
Source: RefSeq, a predicted model, not a curated record